CGGACGCCCUGUGCGUCUCGCCGCUGGGCUGCUUCGAGCCGGCUGUGGGCGAGGAGGCCGAGGAGGCGGACGAGGACGCGGCGGCUCUGGAGCUCAGCCGCAAACUGCAGCGCAAGAAGGAACGCGCCGGUCAGCCGCGCCCGGGGGCUCGACAGAAGGUGGCUGCCGCCAAGCUGUUGGAGAUGCAGAAGGCCGGCAAGCAGGCCAGCUUCCUCUCCAGCCUGCACUGCUACCUGGAAGUUUGUGUGAACAGCGGCCUGGUGAACAGGGCCUACAACACGCUGCUGUACUACCGCAACCUCAGCCGCAACUUCCACCGCACCACGGACGUGCGGGACGUGCGGCUCCACAACACGCUGCUGGCUGGCUUCGCCAAGAAGGGCCAGCUGGACCGCGUCUCGGACGUGCUGAAGGUGAUGCGGGACGACCUGGUGGCGCCAGACGCCGAGAGCUACGCGCUGGUGUUCCAGUGCCUGGGCCGGCAGCCGAAGACGACGGAGAACGUCCGGUUUGCCCGCGGUCUGCUUCAGGAGAUGGACGAGGCGGGUGUCCGCCUGAGGGACGCCAACGGUCUGUCGCUGGGUGGAACCAACCGCGCGCUCGCCCUCAAAGCGCUGAGCUGGGCCGACCAGGGCCGGGCCCGCGCCUGGCCCACCACCCCCGUCCACUACGACUGCUCGCUGCUGACCCACCUCAACGCUGACCUGGACACGCAUCAGGUGGAGUCGCCGGCUCUGGGUGUGAAGCUGGAGCGGCCGUACAGCGAGCUGGCUCGAGAGCAGAUCAGCAACGAGCUGGCCGGCACGGUCACCGUGGCGAGCGUGUACCGCCCGAGCGAUGAGCCGCUGCCCCGCUCCAGGGAGCACAGUAACGCGUACAUGUCCCGUCUGGAGGCCGACUGGGAGAAGAGCCUGACGGCCGGCUUCCACCGCAACCUGGGACCCGUACGCCAGCAGUACCACAGCAACCAGAUGAGCCGCUGCAUCAGCCUCUACCCCUACCUCACCGGCAUGGAGGUGCGCGAGUACGUGCGCCUGAUGAUGACGGAGAUCCAGGGUCACCUGUCCAACUCGGCCCAGCAGCUGCUGGGCAGGAGCUCGCUGCAUCGUCGGCUCGGCGAACUCGCCAUGAAGCGGUACCAGAGCCACGUGAAGCAGAGCUCGGGUCUGGUGGACCGUCUGAUGGAGGUGUACGGUGUGUACCUGGACUGGUACGGUCGGGCCGAUGCCCCGGGCUACACGCCUCGACAGCGCUGGAGCCGCGUGGUGGCCGAGCACCGCUCAACCACAGACCUGGAGUACCGCGACAGAGGCUGGUCGCCCGUUAUCAUCAGCAGCAUCGGACAGUUCCUCUACAAGCUGAUCCUGCACGACGUGAAGAUUGACCCCAGCAUCACCAAGCUUGCCCGUCUUACCGAGCACCCGAUCCCGGCGUUCUACACGGUGUUCCGCCAGGACGGCGCCCGUCACCGGGAGGUGGUGAAGCCGCACCCGGCGCUGGCGCGCUUGUACCGGGCCACGCGCCGCCACCAGAUCACGUUCGACACGAACCUGGUGCCGAUGGUGUCGCCGCCGCUGCCCUGGGUGUCGGCGCGCUCCGGCGGCUACCUCAUGUCCUCGUCGCCGCUGAUGCGCAUCAGGGCGUCUGGCCAGGCGAGCUCGCAGCUGAAGCGGCUGGAGGAGACGCCCACCCAGCAGCUGUAUCCGGUGCUGGACUCGCUGAACCAGCUGGGAGCCGUCCCCUGGAUCAUCAACCAGCAGGUACUGGACGUCGUGCUGCACUUAUUCAACAACAACGGCUGUGCCGAGCUGGACAUCCCGGCGCCGGUGACGCAGCUGCCGCCGCUGCCUACGCUGGACAGCACCAUGACGCCCGCCGAGAAGCACCAGGUGAAGCAGCAGCGGGCUCAGAUGAGUCGCCGAAAAGCAGAGCAGUUCAGCCUCUGGUGCGACGCGCUCUACAAACUCAGUCUGGCCAAUCACUUUCGCGAGCGCGUGCUGUGGCUGCCACACACGGUGGACUUCCGCGGGCGCGCCUACCCCUGCCCGCCCCACCUCAGCCACCUGGGCUCCGACCUGUCGCGCUCGCUGCUCAAGUUCGCCCGGGGCAAGCCGCUCGGUCAGAAGGGACUCGACUGGCUCAAGGUGCACCUGAUAAACCUGACGGGCGUGAAGAAGCGAGAGCCGACGUCGGAGCGGCUGCGCUACUGCGACGAGGUUCUGGACGACGUUCUGGACUCGGCCGACCGGCCGCUGACGGGCCGAGGCUGGUGGCGGCGCUCGGAGGAGCCGUGGCAGACGCUGGCCUCCUGUCAGGAGCUGGCCGCCGCGCUGCGCUCGGCCGAGCCGACCGCCUUCGUCAGCCACCUGCCCGUCCACCAGGACGGCUCCUGUAACGGGCUGCAGCACUACGCGGCACUGGGCCGCGACACGGCCGGCGCUGCCAGCGUCAACCUGGCGCCGGCCGACCGGCCGCAGGACGUCUACAGCGGCGUGGCCGUGCUGGUGGAGCAGCAGCGCCAGAAGGACGCCAGCGAGGGCCUGCCGAUCGCCGCCGCGCUCGACGGCUUCGUGCGCCGCAAGGUCGUCAAGCAGACGGUCAUGACCACCGUGUACGGCGUCACACGCUACGGCGCUCGCCUGCAGAUCGCCAAACAGCUCAACAAUAUCCCGGACUUCCCGAAAGAGCACGUGUGGCAGGGCUCCCUCUACCUGGUGACGCGCACGUUCCUAAGCCUGCAGCAGAUGUUCACUGCCGCCAAGGAGAUCCAGGACUGGUUCACCGAGUGCGCGCGCGUCGUGUCGUCGGUGCGCGGCGAGUCGGUGGAGUGGGUGACGCCGCUCGGCCUGCCCGUCGUCCAGCCCUACUUCCGGCAAAACAACAAGCCGGCCAGCCGGCCGCUCGGCGACACGGGUCGCAUGAGCUCGCCCCACUUCUACCACGAGGCCUACGACCGGCCAAACGCCAUGAAGCAGCGGAACGCUUUCCCUCCCAACUUCAUCCACUCGCUGGACUCGUCACACAUGAUGCUGACCUCGCUGCACUGCCAGCAUGCUGACAUCACCUUCGUGUCCGUCCACGACUGCUACUGGACCCACGCCGCCUCCGUCGACGCCAUGAACAAGGUGUGCCGGGAGCAGUUUGUGGCGCUGCACAGCCGGCCGCUUCUGCAGGAGCUGGCCGAGGGCCUGCUGGGCCGGUUCGGCUACCCGUCGGAUGGCCGGCUGCCGGAGCCGGCCUCGCACAGCCGCCUCAACAGCGUACUGGCGGCCGUGCCCGAGCAGGGCGACUUCGACCUGCGCCGAGUGCUCGAGUCGGUCUACUUCUUCAGCUGAGCCGCGUCGGCCGCGUCGCCGGCCGCCGUGCACCUCGGCUGAGCCUUGACGCUUGUCGCGCUGCCCGCGACUGGGCUGUGCCUGUAGUCAUGGUUGUGUGUGAGCUGAGAGUCAUGGUGGGAGCUGUCCGAGCGUGUUGGGCGUGGUCCGUUGAUCCGGCAUGUUGCUGCAUAAUCCACUGUGUUCACUGGUGACGAGACGCCGCGUUGUGUCGUGGAACAACUUAGCUGUGUCGGCAGCUGCGUGAGCAUUUACAGAUUGGUGGAGCUGAGACGCGGUGCUAGUUCGAAAUCGGACGUCUUAUUUGAGGCAAUCGGGGAACCUGUCAUGGUAGGUCCUCGCAGGCAUGAUGGCUGAGCGAUCAGCUCCCUCCGCUCAAACCUGGCAGGUCAGGCCUGGUAGGUGUCCGGCGUACUUGAUAUUGACCGCGUGUCCGGCGGUCUGAAGGGAAGCGACACAUCUGUUCGCGCGCCGUCUCUGGAUUGCCGGUGGCUGUGAGGGUCAUAGCACCCAGGGGUCUGGGUGCAGCAGAGGUUCCAGCCCGCGUCACAUGAAAGUCGAGGGCUCCAACGACUUGGCCGUUAUGUCCCCUGGAUGCCCAGCUGUGUCUGUGUCUGUUGCGAACGUGUCUGUUGCGAUUGUAAACUGGAGUGCAUUGGUUGCGUUUUACGUUUUGUAAUUUGCCAUGUGCGAGGCAGAACAAACAUGCCAGUCCAGUAACAGCGUAGCGAUCAUGGAUAUGAUGAGGUGCGGCGUGGUCUGCAGUCAAGAUAUGCGUUUCAGCUCGAGCACUUCGAGCUCUUUUUCUGGGCAUCAUCCCUGCCGAGGCGUGAGAUGC
Messenger RNA from Pollicipes pollicipes, 4173 nucleotides. Its product is annotated as DNA-directed RNA polymerase, mitochondrial. The record is from RefSeq and is a predicted model, not a curated record. Gene Ontology annotation, biological process: mitochondrial transcription. Lineage: Eukaryota; Metazoa; Arthropoda; Thecostraca; Pollicipedomorpha; Pollicipedidae. The transcript has 21 exons. Bases 183 to 3335 code for a protein of 1050 amino acids. Gene Ontology annotation, cellular component: mitochondrial DNA-directed RNA polymerase complex. Gene Ontology annotation, molecular function: mitochondrial promoter sequence-specific DNA binding; DNA-directed RNA polymerase activity; protein binding.